AUGUGGGAUCAGGAGGGCCGGCCUUCCCUGCGCCUUUGCUACCCUCUGGUGGCCGCCAGGGGAAGGACAGAACCCGAGGGCGAGGGCACGGGCACGGAGGGUAGCGAGGGUGGUGCUGGUGCUGGUGCCACUCGGGCCGUGGGGACCAGACUCGAGUUUGAGGAGAGGCGAUCAGAGGAAAACUGGGGGGGGGGUCCCUACGGGAACCCUGGUCUGCGGCGAGAGGGCUACACCGUGCAAGUGAACGUGAACGAUUACCUGGAUAUUUACUGCCCGCACUACAACAACUCGGGGAUGGGCCCGGGGGCGGGGCCCGGCCCCGGAGGCGGGGCGGAGCAGUACGUGCUCUACAUGGUGAGCCAGGCCGGCUACCACACCUGCAACGCCAGCCAAGGCUUCAAGCGCUGGGAGUGCAACCGGCCGCACGCCCCCCACAGUCCCAUCAAGUUCUCGGAGAAGUUCCAGCGCUACAGCGCCUUCUCGCUGGGCUAUGAGUUCCACGCCGGCCAGGAGUACUACUACAUCUCCACGCCCACCCACCUGCACUGGAAGUGUCUGAGGAUGAAGGUGUUCGUCUGCUGCGCCUCCACAUCGCACUCCGGGGAGAAGCCGGUCCCCACUCUCCCCCAGUUCACCAUGGGCCCUAAUGUGAAGAUCAACGUGCUGGAGGACUUUGAGGGCGAGAACCGCCAGGUGCCCAAGCUCGAGAAGAGCAUCAGUGGGACCAGCCCCAAGCGGGAACACCUGCCGCUGGCCGUGGGCAUCGCCUUCUUCCUCAUGACGCUCUGGGCCUCCUAGCUCUGCCGCUCCCUGGGCAGGGAGAGAUGGGGCGGGGCUGGGAAGGAGCAGGGCGCUUGGGGCCUCUUCAAGCCAAGCUGUGGGGCCUGGACCCCGUCUCCCAUGGCUGGAAGUGGGGUCUGCACCAUACACCUGUGCCUGCCCCCUUUUCCCUCUCUCUCCAGGCGGGCACUGUAGUAGACCAGGUGCAGGGACAGCCACAGGUCCCGGGUGGCCUGGUGAUGUUUGGUACCAAAUUGGGGGCCACAAUGGGCAGUGCUCAGGACUCCCUGCCCACCGGUACUUUCCCUGCCCCCCUGGUAUCCUCCCCCUCUGACCUCCCAGAGAGGCGAAUGUGCCCAAGAGAGAGCAUAUCCAAGUCUGGGGGUACCCCUACUCUCCCCUCCAGGGCAGAGCAUGGGGAGGGGACUAAAUGGGUGAGGGGGUGGCACCGCCCACUGCCCCCUUCCCCUGUUUACAGCAAUAAGCACGUCCUCCUCCCCCCACUCUCACCUCCAGGAUUGUGGUUUGGAUUGAAUCCAAGUUUACAAUUGACACCCUGGAGGGCAGGCCGUGGACUAGGGUGGCGAGGGGUGGGCAUUGGGGUGCCGGGCAGGCAUGUACAGACUCUAUAUCUCUAUAUAUAAUGUACAGACAGACAGACUCCCUCCCCCUCCUGACCUCCCUUGACUUCCCCUUGGAGAGCUUCAGACCCCUUCCCCACCAGGCUAGGCCCCCCCGGGGGACCCCCUGGCUCCUCUUUUGUCUUCCGUGAAGACAGGACCUAUGCAACGCACAGACACUUUCGGAGACCUUGAGACAACGCCCCACCCCCACCCCGCCCGGAGCCAAACCUGACUCCCAGGACCCGUCCUGCCCACCCGACGUGGCCCCCCGUCCUCCUGGGCCUUAUUUCAAGUGCUUUGGCUGUGACUUUGAUACUCUGCUCUUAGUCUAAAAAAAAU
Echinops telfairi (small Madagascar hedgehog) is the source of this 1742-nucleotide messenger RNA. RefSeq names its product ephrin A3 (gene EFNA3). The record is from RefSeq and is a predicted model, not a curated record. The coding region runs from base 1 to 798 and encodes 265 amino acids. The transcript has 6 exons. Lineage: Eukaryota; Metazoa; Chordata; Mammalia; Afrosoricida; Tenrecidae. Gene Ontology annotation, cellular component: plasma membrane. Gene Ontology annotation, molecular function: ephrin receptor binding. Gene Ontology annotation, biological process: ephrin receptor signaling pathway; axon guidance.